Molecule: messenger RNA, 1040 nt
Organism: Triticum aestivum (bread wheat)
Lineage: Eukaryota; Viridiplantae; Streptophyta; Magnoliopsida; Poales; Poaceae
Exons: 7
Coding region: 154-702 (182 amino acids)
Source: RefSeq, a predicted model, not a curated record
CCAUCUGCCACCCUCAGCAGUGCUACUUCGCCCCCCGCCACUCCACUCUCCCCCCAAUACACUGUUCCAAGAAGAACAAGAUCUGGUGGCCGGGAUUUGGGACGACGACUAGUUCUCAUCCGCCGGACCCGGCAUUGGAGAAGGUUCGCCGAGAUGGAGCCACCGGAUCCACCAAGAAAAAGGAAUCUGCCUGACGAAGCGGAUGGAAGAGAAAGCAAGAAGAAAAGGGCAAGAUCUGUCGGACCCAUGGGGGUAGCUGGAGAUGGCGACGGCGCACAUCUGGCCAUGCCAGAUGCUCCGGGGGAGCGUUCUUCAGAAGGCACCACAACUGUCUCGGAUCCGGAUGCUGAUGAGUUGGAGAUGCGAACGACGACGAAGCGGAAGUGGAAGCGGGUGCUCGUGGACGAGUACAUCGCAAGCAAUGCCAAUAAGCGUAGGCCUCGGCGUACGCUUGUAGUAGUACCGAGGACACCACCGCCUGAUGGAUAUGUCUUGCGGAGUCUACUGUCCUUUGAGCCAUGGUUCUUCGACUGGAUUGACUUCGGGGUAUAUAACGUAGAACAGCACACAGUCCCACGGAUCAGCGUUUACACAGGAGAGAUAUGCAGGAGGCUUAUUUUUCUCAUCAGGGAGUACCCAGGCAUAUUCCCCACAAAACCCCAGGAUGAAUUCGAUCAUCUGGAUGAAGACGGCAUGAUGUAGUCGGCGAGCCUGGUGGAUUCCUACACCAUGGAGGUCAACGAGAUGCGCUCCGAGCAGCUGAAGCCCUCAUCGCUGCCAGCCAACAAAAUUGUAGGCCAUAUCAAGAGGAGCAUCGCGACCAGGGACACGCAGGUGGCUCGGACAGAAACACAGGAGGAGAUAAAAGGUAAAGGGGUAGCUGACAAAAGUUCAAGCUCAUCGGAUAGCGACAGUGAUGUCGAACCGCUCGAUCCGAGCGUUCACCUAGUAAGGACAAUCUUUCGGGCUGAAAGGAGAGCAUAGAAGCUCCAGCAACUAGCGUACGGAUCCCGGGGGUGGGGGCGGGUGCACGUUCUACA